UCUACACCCACAUCUGGUAAGGAGGUGUACAAUUGCAGGUGUCUCCGGGGUGGCUCCCAUGAGCACCUUUAAGCCGAGGGCUUACAGCCUCAGUGGUGAGCUCAGGGAUGUCUCAGAGACCGUUGCUUUACGAGAGGUUGGGAUUUCACCUUGUGUUUCUUGGCUCCCACCACACCAUUGCUGAGCAGACACCGAGGCUCGCCAAAGAGCAGGCCCAGAGACCAUCCCUGUGUGUGAUGGUCCACGAGGAACAGUUACAACACAGCCCGGGCGGCAGGAAAUAAAAACCGUGAAGGCCCUUGAAGAGAAAAAGAGAGGGGAGGACCUUUUAUAGUUACGGGAUGGAGAAGGCACUCUUGGGCAAGGUGUAAGAUACAAAAGACGCAAUGGGCAAGAUCUUGUGACCUGAAGAUACCGAACGUGAGUGCAACAUGAAAUAGCGCUGACAAAACUAAAAGGUGACCAGCAAGCGGUGAGAAUGACGGCAGCACACACACCAGAAAAAGUGACGUGACUCAGAACGGCCAGCACAGCAUGAAAGGAAAAGAACCAAGGCAGAGGACGGCCACUCCCCGACGUCAAGACUUGAUCAAGACAGUGUGGUUUUGGUGAAAGACAGACACCUGGGUCGAUGGGACAGAAAAGAGAGCCCAGAAAUAGACCCACACAGAUAGAACCAAUUCCUGCUACCAUCAUGCUAGUAGGAGAGAGUUGAGCAGCUCCAUACGGCAAACUCAUGCCCGGCGGGAAACCCCAGUGUGAGAACGUGAGAAAGAUGGUCAAACUUUUGUGGCCAGCGUGAUGCUCAGCCCCCCGGAGCCCCCGGCACCGGCGCCAAGAUGGACAUGAACAUGUCGCGUCCGGACAACGCCACCCUCCUGAUGCUGCGGGACCCGGCCAUCGCAGUGGUCCUGCCCGUGGUGUACUCGCUGGUGGCGCUGGUCAGCAUCCCCGGGAACCUGUUCUCCCUGUGGGUGCUGUGCCGGCACAUCGGCCCCAAGACGCCGUCGGUCAUCUUCAUGAUCAACCUGAGCGUCACGGACCUGAUGCUGGCCAGCGUGCUCCCGUUCCAGAUCUACUACCACUGCAACGGCAACCACUGGGUGUUCGGGGAGCUGCUGUGCAACGUGGUGACCGUGGCCUUCUACGCCAACAUGUACUCCUCCAUCCUCACCAUGACCUGCAUCAGCGUGGACCGCUUCCUGGGCGUCGUCUACCCGCUGGCCUCCGUGGCCUGGCGCCGCCGCCGCUACGCCGUGGCCGCCUGCGCCGGCACGUGGCUGCUGCUGCUGGCCGCCCUGUCCCCGCUGGCCCGCACUGACCUGACGUACACGGUGCACGCGCUCGGCAUCGUCACCUGCUUCGACGUGCUCAAGUCCACCAUGCUGCCCAGCGUGGCCACGUGGGCCGUCUUCCUCUUCACGCUGUUCAUCGUGCUCUUCCUCAUCCCCUUCGUGGUCACCGUGGCCUGCUACACGGCCACCAUCCUCACGCUGCUGCGGACGCCCGAGCACCCGGAGGGCCAGGGCCAGAGGCGGCGCGCCGUGGGGCUGGCCGCCGUGGUGCUGCUGGCCUUCGUCACCUGCUUCGCGCCCAACAACUUCGUGCUGCUCGUGCACAUGGUCAGCCGCCUGUUCCUGGGCCACAGCUAUUACCACGUGUACAAGCUCACGCUCUGCCUGAGCUGCCUGAACAACUGCCUGGACCCCUUCGUCUACUACUUCGCCUCGCACGAGUUCCAGCUGCGGCUGCGGGACUACCUGGGCUACGGGCCGCUGCCCGCCGACAGCCUGGACACCGCACGCCGGGACAGCCUCUUCUCCGCGCGGACGCUGUCGGCGCGCUCCGUGGCCAGUGCCCAAGCCGACGGGCCCGAGGCGGCCGGCCGGCCCUGCUUCCAGAGGCAGGAGAGCGUGUUCUGAGCCGGGCGCCUCUGGGGCAGCGGGCAGACGGCGGUGGACCCCAUCUUCCCCUCCAUCCUCCCCUCCAUCCCCCUGUCCACCCUCCCCUCCAUUCCCCGUCCAUCCCCUCCUCUAUCCUCCCCUCCAUCCUCCCCUCCAUCUCCCCGUCCAUCUCCCCUCCAUCCUCCUGUCCAUCCCCUCAUCCCCCCUCCAUCCCCCAUCCCCCCUCCAUCCUCCCGUCCAUCUCCCCUCCAUCCUCCCCUCCAUCCCCCGCCCAUCCCCCUCCAUCCUCCCCUCCAUCCUUCCUUCCUUCCAGCCCUCCUCCCUCCCUUCCUCCACCGCCGUCGCACAGGCCGCCCCCACUUUGUGGUCGAGUGGGUGACUGGCCAGCCCAGCUACGUCCUCCUGGGGCCCUCAACAUCCCAGUAGCCUGGCUGCCUGCCCACUCCCUGUGCUGGGGUGUGAGGGCCCCUCUGCUCCCCUAGCCUCAUGGAGCCCCCCAACCUCGUGGUCAAUUCGGCCUUGGUCACUCUGGGAGCUGGGAUUCAGCCAGAUGACCUUGGACAGGCACCUUCAGCCCCCACCAUCCUCCUGGGGUUCACAGGUCCCCCCCGACAUCACCUGGUCCCCCCAAGAGCCAAGCAAACAGGGGGGCUUCCAGAGCACUCGGUCACUCUGGGCCUUCGAGGGUCAGUUUCUACCUAAGUGUCCACAAGUGGGAACCCCCAGAGGGGAAGGAGAUUGGGCCAGGAGGUGUGGAUCAGGCCACCCUGACCGAGGGUCUCUGGGUGGGUGAGACAUUGCUAAGGACAAUGAGUGUUGAGGCUCCCUGACAUGUUUGGGGUACAGCUCGCCUUGGGGCCCCCUCCGGCCUGUUCUGUGGCUCCCCCAUCCCAGCUGAGAGCCCCAGGCCACGGCAAGUCCUCCUGGGCUCUGGGGUUGCUGCUGGGGUCGGAGCUGGCCUGACCGGUGAGAUCCUUUGGGGACCAGGCACUGACCAAACAGGCCACAGGAGGGCCCGCUGGCCUGGUCAGCACCCGGAUGCACCUGUGCAGCCCCCAUACGUGGGCUGCUUUGGGAAAAGGAGGGGCCCAGCCCCCAGGGCAUUCUUGGGAGGCACGUUCUUGGCAGGCUGGGAUUUGCCUGAAACAACGUUUCGGGAACUUUGUACGUCACAAGGAGACACACAGAAUUGGGUUCAGGGCUCCCUUGGAAGUGAAAACAGCCCUGCAGCGUAUAAGGUGAGACCUGCGAGGGGCCAGAGGGCGGGGUCUCUGGGACCUCCAGCUGGAGUGGCCGUGGGGCAGGACCCCCCCCCCCCACUGUGGGUCAGAAAUGAUGGUGGAGAUCAGGAGCUGAUGUUCUGGGGAUGCCUGGCCCGCCAUCACUGCUUUGGAAGUAGGAAGACACGUGCACUGGGGUGAACGGUGUCCCCCCAGAAUCCAUGUCUGCCCGCAACCUCGCAGUGUGACCUAUGGCAUUGGUGUGGCCCUGCAUCCAAGGACAGUGACCUUAGAAGAGACAGAAGAGACACAGACACAGAGGAGACGCCCCGUGGAGACGGAGGCAGAGACGGGAGGGAGGCGGCCACCAGCCCAGGGAUGGACACCUGGAGCCCCCAGAAGCUGGAAGAGGCAGGAGGGACCCUCCCCUGGAGCCUCGGCAGGGAGCGCAGCCCUGGGACACCUUGACCUCAGACGUCUGGUCUCCAGGACCAGGGGAGGAUGGGUGCCUGUGGUCUUAAGCCCCUACCUUGGGGUCAUUUGUUACCGCUGCCCCAGGACACAGACACUGAAAUUCUGAGGCCGUGACUCUGGCCCCUGGCUGGGUGAUUGCAGGCAGCCUUGUGCCCAAUGCCGGCUCUGGGCGGGGCUGGGAGGGGGCGGUGCUUUGUGGAUCCAACCCUUUGGCUUAGAGGAGCAGCCUAGGGGUCCCCUCCGUCCCCCUCCACGUGUUUGCAGGGAGGCGAGAGACACCCUCCAGAGCCUUCGGAGAGACGGCUGGACACGCCCCUAAGAAAAGAGCCCAGCCUCCCAGGCCAGGGACAGGAAGAAAGCUGGUGUUCGGGACCCCCAUCGUCCACGGAGGGUGUGCCAUGGCCCGCUCUUCCCGACUGUCCCAAAGCCGAACCCUAGAAAGCCAAGCUGAGUUGGCAGCAGCCUGGGGGCGGAAACCCUGAGCCGUUGAGCCGCCCGCACCCACGCUCCGGGUGUGGGCCUCCGGCGUCUGAUGCUACAAAGCUGUGAAAAACCUCAAACCACCCUCACGGAGCCUUUCUCUGCUGCAGCGUGAAGAUGUGUUGCCGCCUGGAUUCAGCGGGAGCCGGCCUCGUGCGCAACCGCCUCCGCCGGCGGGCGUCACGUCCCUGCGGCCGUCCGGUCACGGGCCGCACGGCCCCGCCAGCCAAGGUCCGAGUUUUGCCACCACUGUCAGCACUACUUGGUUGUGUGGCCGGUCGGCCAGCCAUUAGGUCUGCGUCCUGGGGGCCCCCAGUUCCGCUGAAGUGACUGGGGGGGGGGGGUCCAACAGCAUCUUUCGAAUUGCUGGGAAUUUCCAUGCGGAAGCGGGGUGACCAUUAGUCUGUCCGAGGGGUCUGUCUGAUAACCUGAAAACUCCACGGCUGGACUUUUUGCUCCUGUUUCCAUUUUAAUAAUGGGGUGUGUGUGUGUGUGUAUGUGUGUGUGUGUUUUCCCCACACAGUUGCUCAAUGUGUUGACCAGGUAACUCUCCCGUAAGGAUAUGUGUGUACUUAAAUAGAGAUUAAAAAAAAGAAAAGA
This is a messenger RNA of Camelus dromedarius (Arabian camel), 4678 nucleotides long. Its product is annotated as P2Y purinoceptor 8. NCBI's taxonomy places the organism in Eukaryota, Metazoa, Chordata, Mammalia, Artiodactyla, Camelidae. The record is from RefSeq and is a predicted model, not a curated record. The coding region runs from base 840 to 1922 and encodes 360 amino acids. Gene Ontology annotation, cellular component: plasma membrane. Gene Ontology annotation, molecular function: thrombin-activated receptor activity; G protein-coupled purinergic nucleotide receptor activity. Gene Ontology annotation, biological process: phospholipase C-activating G protein-coupled receptor signaling pathway; blood coagulation; positive regulation of Rho protein signal transduction. The transcript is spliced from 2 exons.